GAACGGAAGAGAAUCGUGAGGUCUGGGAGCGCCUCUUCUCGAGGGACGCCCGGGAGCUCGCCAAGGAGACGAUGACGCACGUGUGCGGAGAGAGCUGCUACAAGUACUCGGGCAACAAGACCACGAAGAUCUGCCGCCACGGCUUCUACUACAUCGUCACGCUUGCGGAUUGGCGCAGGCGCAGGCGAGGGAAGCCUCUGCGGAACGCCAUGUUCGUGGUGCGAUCCUCGACGCACGGCAUGCAGGGUCGUCUGUUGCACUUCCAGCUCCACCCGUCUGAGUGCAUUACCAACUACGCCGGCGCCGCGGCUGGACGCUUCAACCUGGAUGCGCAGGACCUCCGACGAGUCAGCGACCCCAAAGCGUGGUUGGACGAGGGCGAGGUGCUCCCGCACGUCGGCUCGCAACCCAAGCUGGGGUACAUGGGCACGUACGAGCUGGGCGAUGCCGACGCUUACGUCAACCGCCCGGAGGUUCCGGAGAAGCCGCUCGCGUGGACGGACGACUGCUCGCCGGAGGAGUGGCGCGACAUUAUGCUGCAGUGCCAGACGGAGGACGCGGAGGGCGAGGACGCGGAUGACGUGGACGCCGCGGACACCUUCGCGGACCAGCUGGAACUGGAUGCCCAGGCAGCGUUCAGCGACGGCCUGAACACGGGCUUCUACAUCAACUCCUACACGACGAAGCAGUGCCCCAGCAUGGAGGGCGUCCUCGUGGAGAUGCGGCGCGGCCUGGAGCGGCUGCAGGCGCAGCGACAGGCGCAGCAGGACAAGAUGAAGCUGGAGCUGCAGCAGCGAGGAGACGACCCCGAGAAGACUCUGUCCGCCGCCGACCGGAGAGCGCUCGGGGGUAAGUCCAAGUUCGGGGAGACGCUGGAUCUGGUGAAGAAUCUGUCCGCAUCGUACCGCCGAUGCUACUGGAAGAGCGGGCCAGAGAUGCUGUUCCCGAUCUUCUACGGCCACCUGACCUACGCGUCCCACCGCUGCUGGACGAUCUUCAUCAAGAAGGGCGUCUUCCUGGCGGCCAAGCAGGACGGGGGCCGCGCCCCGGUGCAUUACCUCGGGCGCGGCGUCGACCCGUACACUCUCGAGGGGUGUUGCGAGGAAAAGGACGACGACGGGCAGGCGGUGCACGUGAGCCCGGAAGGCCAGCGCUUCCCGGAUAUCCUGACGGCCUACGAGCACGAC
Prorocentrum cordatum is the source of this 1187-nucleotide messenger RNA. The record is from the annotation of a GenBank genome assembly. NCBI's taxonomy places the organism in Eukaryota, Dinophyceae, Prorocentrales, Prorocentraceae.